Messenger RNA from Eriocheir sinensis (Chinese mitten crab), 6072 nucleotides. Its product is annotated as trithorax group protein osa-like. Gene Ontology annotation, molecular function: mismatch base pair DNA N-glycosylase activity; DNA binding. Bases 699 to 4523 code for a protein of 1274 amino acids. Gene Ontology annotation, cellular component: nucleus. The transcript has 10 exons. The record is from RefSeq and is a predicted model, not a curated record. Gene Ontology annotation, biological process: base-excision repair, AP site formation. NCBI's taxonomy places the organism in Eukaryota, Metazoa, Arthropoda, Malacostraca, Decapoda, Varunidae.
UCCUCCUCCGCGGCCCGAGUGAGAGAGCGAAAACAAACUCCGAACUCCAGUCUUCUGCAACCUCUGUGUGUGAACGGACCUUCCAUUCUGAGCGGCCAGCGGCGGGGUUGAAAGGGAGGCUAUACCAUCCUCGCUUUUACGCCGCCCCACGCCCACUACACGCCACGCACGCCCCUCCACGCCUCCCCCAAGGGUGCUAGAUGCUGUGAGCCGCGGGAUACCCCUUCAGAUCGCGUGUGUGUGUGUCAAAACCCCCUGAAAACACAAGAAAUAAGAGAAGUUACCCGUGGCACCAUCGCCCUGUUUACAUCCAGCCCCCCCUCGUGCAGUGCUGUCAUUUUAGGUCACAGUUCGGAAAUGCGUGACAUGCUCCCUGACCUGACCACGUGAUCAUGACCUCCCACCCUUAGGCUCCUCCCCAGGGCUAGACAAGGGGUUGGAUAGCACUGUGUUGCCCCUGGGAGAGCAAAACGUCUUGGGUGUUUUGAGUGCGUGAGAGGGACCCCGCUACCAAGAUGACCUCUCCCGACACUUAAAGAGGAAGAGGAAAAGGUAAAGAGGACAAGAUGAGAAGAGGGAAAGGAAGAGGAUAACAAAGAGGGGACCACUCGACACGUACAUAGCAGAGUGUGGGCCCCAACACUCCCUCCCAGUGGCGGAGCAGCCUUGUCUACCCUGGUCCUAUUGCCACGCCAGGGAUGAUGAUGGUUGUGGCGCGGGAGGGAGCCAGCAGUAUGGAGGUCCUGGACGGAAGACAGGCGCCCUCCAGCCCUGACCACGCGGAGGGCCAGUCACACCUCAACAUGUCUUCCCCCUCGGCAAGCUGGGGUGUAUUUAGCCCGAGCGAGGGCCCCACCCCCCCUGCCCCCCCUCCCCCGACGCAUCAGCAGCCCACCCCCCAGGCCGAGGGUUACUGGAACAUGCACCUGGAAGUCCUAAGCAAGUUGAAGGGUGAGGUGAAGGACUGGUACGAGGGUGAGGGCCUGGACGCGGGUCUGGGGCAGGGCGCGGCGGUGAAACAGGAACAGGACUACGGGCCCUACACGCACCUCCACCAGCAUCACCCCAUGACCCCGGAGUCUAUGCAUGGGGGGUCACUGAACGGCCCUCUCGGCGGCCCGCACACGAGUCCUCACAUGGGCUACCCCCUUCAGCAGACCCAGCAGCAGCACCAGCAGCACUAUCAAGGGUACCCAAGCCACGGGGGCAUGGGGGACCUCCCGCCAAUGUCCCCGGGGUACCAGCGGCCACACCCCCAGCAACACAUGACGCAGCAACACAUGGGUCAACAUAUGCAGUACGAACAGCAACAGUAUGGGCAGUACGGUCAGAUGGGGCACAUGGGGCAGGGCAUGCAGGGUCACCCAGGCCACGAGGGACCCCCGGGGCGGGAAGGUGACCCGUACAGCUUCGUGGAUGAGUACAGCGGCCCCCCGCCCCGCCCCGUGGAGGAGGUGCUGGGGACGACUCAGCCUAAGAGGAGAGGCAGGAAACCCAAGCACAUCAAGCUCAUGGAAAAUGGACUGACCCCAGCACCCCAUUCCAGCGGCGACCCCCUGGCCAUCGCAGCGGCCCAGGCGGCUCAUGAGGCCAAGAAGAGGAAGUGGAAACAGCUGGGGCCGGACGGGAAGCCUAUCUUGGCCCCUAUCAAGCAGCGGAAGAAGGUUGACAGAUUUGACGGCAUUCCUGAAGAUGAGGUCUCCAAACGCACUCUCCCAGAUCACCUCGGACCCAACCUGGAUAUAGUCAUUAUUUCUAAAUUCCCCUUCCAGAUCGGAAUAAAUCCAGGUUUGUUUGCGGCUUACAAGGGGCACCACUAUGCCGGACCUGGGAACCACUUCUGGAAGUGCCUGUACCUGUCUGGACUGAUCCCUGAGCCCCUAACCUCUGAGGACGACUUCAGGCUGCUGGAGCACGGCAUCGGAUUCACAAACAUCGUCGCCAGAACCACCAGGGGCUCCGCCGACCUCACCAGGAAGGAGAUCAAGGAAGGUGGUCAAAUCCUCCUCUCCAAACUACAGCAGUUCCAGCCACGCAUCGCAGUGUUCAACGGGAAGGGAAUCUACGAAAUAUUCUCCGGCAAGAAGGAGUUUUCGUUCGGCAGACAACCAGAGAAGAUUGAAGGGACGCGAACUCACGUGUGGGUGAUGCCGUCGUCGUCCGCCCGCUGCGCCCAGCUGCCGCGUGCCCUGGACAAGGUGCCCUUCUACACGGCCCUCAGGAAGUUCCGCGACUUCCUGAAGGGCACGCUGAAGGAGCUCAAUGAGGAGGAGAUCACCUUCAUCAACGCCAAGGUCAAGAACCUCAAGAUGGAGGUCCCGGACAAGAUGGAGCUGGGGUGCGAGGCGCGGUGCGAGCCACAGCCAGGGGAGCUGUGCCGCCCCGGGGAACUGCCGCCCAUGGGCUCCCCCUGCCCCGAGGAGGACCGGCUAGUCAUCAAGGAGGAGGUGGACCUGCCCACCAAGCUGGAGGGCGAGCUGGAGGAGGAGGAGAUCACCAAGGAGAUCCCCCAGACGCUCUUCAACCUCAACGGCAUGACCCGGGAGCAGCUGGACUGCAUGGAGUGCCCCACCAUACCCAUCAGGAAGAAACGGGGCCGCCCCAAGAAGACCCCCGAUGACCCCAACGCCCCGCCCCGGCCCCGGCCCCGGCCCAUCAGCACGGACCCGCUCAUGUUCAACGGGGAGCAGCCCAUGAAGAAGAAGCGGGGCCGCCCCAAGAAGGUGCUGGAGGACGGGUCCAUCCCCACCCCCAAGCGCCCCGGCCGCAAGCCCAAGGCCCUCAAGGAGAUGCUGGCCCAGCAGCCGCCCCAGCACCUGCUGCACAACCCCCAGCUGGGGCAGCACCCCCAGCUGGCGCAGCAGCAGCUGGGGCAGCAGCAGCCCCCCGUGGGGCUGGCCCACAUCAAUGGCAUGAUGUCCCCCGCGGGCUACAGCCCCAACCCCGGUGCUCAGACCUUCUCCCCCCAGUACGGGGGCCACACCCCCGUCCACGGGGGGGGCAGCCUAACCCCCAACCACACUGCCCCCGCAACCCACAACCCCGCCAUGGUGCCCAGAGGACCCACGCCCCAGCAGUUCGGCCAGAGCCCUGGCUACUCCCCCGGCCCCCACCACCAACACCAGCAGCUGCCGCCCCGGCCCCCGGCGUACCCCCACCAGGUGGGGGAGCCCGGCGGGGAGCUGAAGGUGGACGAGGAGCACCACCUGGGGCUGUCCUCGCCCCCCGCCUCGCCCCUCAUGGCCCAGCCGGACUUUGAGCCGCCCAGCAGCAUGCCCGAGGGGGACCUGUCCAUCGGCGCCUCCGACACGCAGAGCUCUGCGGCCCUCACGCCGGGCCACCAGGAGGAGCCGGGCAAGACGCCCCUGCCCCUGGCCAGCCAGGAGCAGCCCGGCCCCCAGCACACGCCCACCAUGCCCGGCCACUUCUCCAACCCCACCACCCCCGUGGACGGCAGCUCCUACCAGAACUACCCCUCCUACCCCUCCAACGCCUCCUCCCACUCCCCCUCUAUGGCCAAGCCCGCCCCCAUCCACCCCGGCCAGUCCCCCACGGUGCCGGCCAAGACGGACGUGGCCUCCAAGAGCCUCUCCGGCCUGGAGUCCCUGGUGGACCAGAUCCCCAGCCUCAAUGAGCAGGAGACCAGCUCGCAGCACUCCGCUCACUCCAACUCCGCCCCCUGCUCCAACCCCACCACCCCCGGCCCCCCCGCCCCCUCCUCCGCCCCCUUCAGCCCCAGCCACGUUCCGCCCACCUCCUCCUCCUACCAGAGCUACCCCGGGGGGAGCGGCUCCCAGGGCGGCGGCUCGGGGUACCCCGCGUCGCACUACGGCUCCCCCCAGUCCUCCCACCCCUACUCCCCCCACUACAGCUCCAACAGUACAAACCUGAGUACAAACUUCAGUGUGAGCUCACUGGCCAAUAGCAGCAUUAGCACCACCAUGUCCUACAGCAGCGCCGGCGCCUACGAGCUCGGCGGCUCACCCCAGGCCUCCACCUCCUCCUUCAGCGUGUCCUCCCUCACCUCCAGCGCCCCGGCCGCCCCCUCGCCCUCCAUGUACAGCCAGUCCUACUCCCCUGCCCCGCCCGCCGCCCCCGGACCGCCCCCCUCGCACUCCUCGUACCCCGACAUCAUGAGCCCCUCCAUGCUGGCCCACACCCCCCCCAUGGGCUCCUCCUUCAUGAGCUCCCCCAGCCUCAUGAGUUCCCCCACGCCCAUGAGCUCAAGUAUGGGUGGGUCGUCCAUGGGGGCAAUGGGGGCCCUCCACUCCUCCAUGGGCAUGACGGGGUCCCAGCUCCCGUACCCCUACUCCCAGUACAGCGACACCUCCCCCGGCUACCCCCCACCCAGCCACUCCACCUUCCCCUAUCCCCCGACCGCCCCGGGUUUCCAUGUCCCCUCGCCCCGGUUCCCCUACCCUUCCCCCUACGCCAAUUCCCCCUACACUCAAGGCUACUCCCAGAAUGCCAUGUUGGAGCGCAUCAAGCAGACCAGUAUGGGCAUGGGCUUUGGGGGUUUCUAACAAGGUGCAAGAGAGACAGUGCGUAGCGUGUAGCUCGUAGCGUACCAUAGCUGUGUCCGGAGGCAGCCGCGCGAUGGCCGCCUCCCAUGCUCACUGUACCGUAUCAAUGUCAGUUCCUUGUUUUAGCUUUUUUAUAAUAUUUGUUACCCCCCGACGCCGUGCACCCCCCCCCUGCCCCGCCCUGCGCCCCGCCCCGCCCCGAGGAGCAGGAGUGUUCGCCAUACAUGACAGGGUAAAAAUAAUUGCUAAGCGAAUGUGAUGCUCCACGCAACACUCCCCCCCAGCGAGCAGCGCCCCGCCCCGCCGCCCCGAACCCCCGCCCCGGCCGAUGAUCUCAAGGCUGCCCCGGCCGUCCCUUCUGGCCCGUGGACCCAGGGACGAAAAAAAAGACUAAGUCCACUAAAGUGAUUCUCGGGGCAUCUCGGGGCUCCACCGGGGCCGCCAUUCCGGGGCUGCUGCCUGCCCCCAUUGCCCCUUACCCCGACUAAGCUGGACGGCCCCGCUGAUAGACACAAAACAAACAGUGUGCGCCAUAAGACAGUGUGCGUCAGACAGGACUGUACGUGUGUGUGUGUGUGUGUGUGCGGUGGUCUGGGUGUGGGGCGAGGCGGGUCCGGGCGGGGCGGGGCGGGGCGGGGGACGGGUCAGCCCCCUCCCGCCCCCCCUGGUGAUGAAGCGUAGUGUUAAUUUAAGUGUUUUUUUUGAGGCCGGUCCAGAAUGACGUCUUUUGUCUGUUGUGAGUGUUGAAAGUCAGUUCCUUCCACAGAGAUGAUAAUAAUAAUAGUGAGCCCGGAGAGAGAGAGUGAGCGAGAGAUAGAGCGAGAGCGAGCGAGUCGUUGUAGCAUUAAGAAGAACAAACGCGAGAGAGGGAGAGAACCGGAAAUUCAGGGUGAGAUACGGAAACCCCCCCCGAGUGAAAGUGUGAAAAGAACUCAAGGAAAAGAUAUAGGAAAUGAAAACCGGUGACAAGGGAAGAGAAAACGGAGCAAGAAGGAUGAAGAAGGCAAUAGAACAUACCAGCUAAUCCCUUAUAGACAGCACGAUACUCCUUCCUUCGGUGCAAUAUCAUAGUCAAGGUUUUAAGCAAGUCUCCCCUAAAAAAAACCUCUAGCUGUCGUUUUCUUCUUCUCUCUCGUCGUUUGUCUAUUGUUUUUCAUACGCACAGCACUACUACCACCACCACUACUACUACUACUACUACUACUACUACUACUACAAGAAUCAGCACCCUCUUCCUACUACUACUACUACUACUACUACUACUACUACUGCUACUUCUGCUACUACUACAGUGUUUUACAAAAUAAUAAUAAUAAUAAUAAUGAUAAUGUUUUUGACCCCAAGAUGAUAUUAACACAACCAAUACAACCACACAACCACUACUACUACUACUACUACUACUACUACUACUACUACUACUACUAUUACUAUUGCUAUUACUUCACUUUUUCAGACCCUUAUUGGUGAUGUUUAAUGUGUCUGAGUUCACUACUAAAUCUCUCUCUCUCUCUCUCUCUCUCUCUCUCUCUCUCUCUCUCUCUCUCUCUCU